UCCCGUGGCCGCUCCGUGCCGUACCGCUCCGCACAGCCGGGCGCAGCGCCGGGCAGGGCAGCGCCCAUGGGCUGCGGCAACUCCACGGCCGGCGGCGCGGGCGGGCGAGGUGCCACGGGGACCACUAAAGAUGUAGCAGAAGAAUCUGUAUCAGAUGAUGACAAAAGGAGGAACUACGGUGGUGUGUAUGUUGGCCUGCCAUCGGAUGCGGCUGCCAUGGUUUCCAGUCAGACAAAAGCUGCACCGAAAGAUUAGAAGGAAAUAAACACAUCAAGAUGCAGACAGCCGGAGUCUUCUACUAAGACAAGUUGCCAGUGCUUUAGGGAGAGCUGUCUUUGUGGUGAAGAUUUUUAUACUUACCUAGCGUUCUGGAGAGCAAGAGAGACCACAGCACCAAAAAAAUCUAAACUCUUGCAAGUUCCAACUACGGGUAAAGCUUAAAAUACAGCGUUGAAUCAGUUUCCUAUGGUGGUUGCAUAUGGAAACAUCCUGCUCUUCUCCAGUGAAAAAUGAAAUUAGUAAACUCAUGGUGGAUGUUUCUGCACAAGAGCUAACUUUGAUGAUCUGCAACUUACUUCUCUGUGGCCAUAUUGCAGAUUGCAUUAGCUAUCAGCUACGCUUCGUAUAUUUUCUCCAACAAUUUUUGAUAGAUUUUAUAUAGACAACCAUUACUACUGUCCACUUAUAGGAACCUACCAUAAGAGCUAUUAAAUUAAUUGUUAAUUUACUUCAGAGUAAUAUAUUUGACAGGUUUGCAUCUUUUUGGUAAUAUUGCAAAUUUUAAUAUUUUUGCUGUGAAAACUUAAGAAUAGGAGAAAAUAAUCAUAAGACCAACAGGUUCUUUAUAAUUACUACUGUCACUUUUAUACAGUGAGACAAAUACUAGUGGUUAAUUUUCACAUCUUAAGAAGAUAUUCCUCAAGGAAAUUUAUUUAAAUAAGAACAAUGUACUUCAUCAUAAUAUAUACAUGUCUGGGUUUGGUUUUUUUUAUCAUAUCUCUUUUAUAAAAAACAUUACGUGGAAAAAAAUACUAAUGAACCAAGCUAUUAUGUUACGUCUCCUGUUCUGUGUAAUAUUUUAAUGACAUUUCCUCACAUAAGGAUGAAGUGAUUGUAUUUUUAGAGAUAGCAGCACUAAACUCCAGUGCCGCAUCCUCCUCAACUGUAGAGAAAUUUUGAUCACUAUUAGAGUUUUGUAUCCCUGACUCAUCUCUAAGCAUCUCAAGUAUGACAAAUUGUAACAGAAUGAGUGUUAGUAUUACUUCAGCAAAUUGUUGUAUUUAAUAACGUAUGUAAGGUUUCAAAAUUCGUCAAGUUUAUAGCAACUGUUGGCUUCCCACAGAACUUAAAUCAGAUUGUAUAUUUCCAUAUGGCUGAACAAGUAUUUAAAUUAUUAAAGCCUUUUCCAUAAUUCUUUAGUCAAGCUUUUGUUAACAGGACAUGAUAUGCCAUACACUUUAAACAAACAAAUAAACAACAAAAAAAAACCAAUCCACACUACAUGAAUUUAUUACUGUAGAUUAAUAAACACUUUUAAAUUCAAAGGAAAAGUGCAAAACAGAAAAACUGAAAACGAAGAAGUGAAACACUGUGAAUUGUGAAAUUUCUGCCCAUUUAACUGACAUGUAUUAAGACCAAUGAACAACCAUUGACUAUGGUUUCCAGUAACUUAUAGCUCUGGCUUU
Messenger RNA from Melopsittacus undulatus (budgerigar), 1685 nucleotides. It is a transcript of the gene C5H12orf75, whose product is annotated as chromosome 5 C12orf75 homolog. Lineage: Eukaryota; Metazoa; Chordata; Aves; Psittaciformes; Psittaculidae. The record is from RefSeq and is a predicted model, not a curated record. The coding region runs from base 67 to 255 and encodes 62 amino acids. The transcript is spliced from 6 exons.